Messenger RNA from Saccostrea cuccullata (small rock oyster), 3111 nucleotides. RefSeq lists its product as uncharacterized. The record is from RefSeq and is a predicted model, not a curated record. Lineage: Eukaryota; Metazoa; Mollusca; Bivalvia; Ostreida; Ostreidae. Gene Ontology annotation, molecular function: protein binding. The transcript has 7 exons. The coding region runs from base 1 to 3111 and encodes 1036 amino acids.
AUGGCGUACAUUGGUAAAGAUCUACGAUGUCUCUAUCAAAAUACACGUCUACAAGGGAGACAACAAACCUGGCACGUGUCGCCAGACUUAUCCUCGGUCCGUGUACAGAUGUGUUACGUGACAUUCUCAGAAAGGAAAUUCCUCCCUCUACUUUAUCAAGGAAGGAACAAAUACUAUGGACACACGUCGGAUUUCUCUCUAACGGAGUCCGAUUUUAGACAAGAAUGGAGGAAUAUUCAUGAUAUAAUUGUAGAGUUAGAGAAUUACCUUGGAACAGCCACUGCCCUUCAGGACUCUGUUAACGAAAUCAAAACGUGCUCAAUGGAUCCUGAUUUGGAGAAAAAGUACAUAGACAAACUUUUAGUUAUUGACGAAUUACAAACGACCGUUGAAAACCUUGCAGAUGACAUGAAAAAACUCCACUGUGUAAUCCCAGUGCAUGUUAAAGCUCAACACGAGAAGGAAUAUAUUAGGAAAUGGAGAGAAGAAGAUUCGGUUUUUCUGGAAACUCAUGGGUUUCUUGAAAUGCUUCAGAGGGUAAGAGAACAGUCUUAUGUGACGUUUGUUGGUGUUCCGGGAUCUGGUAAAUCCGCCACAGCUCAGCACAUCUCUCUAAUAUUGCAGACGGAAGGAUACGAAGUGGUACCUGUGUUGGACUUAAGAGAUCUAACUCAGUAUUGUGAUCCUCACAAUCCACAGGUGUUUGUUAUUAAUGAUGUGGUAGGUGUAUUGGGUGUGCAAAAAGCAAAACUAGAAUCCUUUCUAGACUAUGAGCAAAAACUUACAGAACCGUCAUUUGAGAAAACAAAAGUUCUGAUGACAUGUAGAGAAACACUUUUUAAUCAAUGUCACAAAUCAUUUUUCACCAAUGAACAAAAUGUCAUUAAGCUUCACAGCUUAGAAAAUGCUUUGAGUGAGGAUGACCGAAGAAAUAUUCUCGCGAUACAUGGGUUAGACAGAGAUUUGUUGUCUCCUGCAUUGCUUACAGAAUCCUCUCGAAUGUUUCCACUCUUGUGCAAGUUGUAUUCAAAAGAAAAGAAAUUCAAAGCCAAUGGUGUAGAGUUUUUUAUAAGUCCUAUCAAAUGCAUUCUGGAAGAAUUUGAUAAAAUGCAACAGAGAAAUAAUUUAUUCUAUGCAUCAUUAGUGCUAUGUGCAUUAAAUAACAAUAUGAUAUCUGAAGACAUUCUAAAUGACAAGCAAAAUGAAUUUCAGGAAAAGAAACUCAAUGUUUUAAAAAGCUGUGAAGUUGAUAGUACCACAGAUACGUUUAAGGUUUUAAAAACAUUGUCAGCAAUGGAGGGGACAUACACAAAACGUCGAGAUAAGGAGUUCACUUUUGUUCAUGAUUCAAUGUUUGAAAUAACUGCGUAUCAUUUUGGUAGACAGUUUCCGGAACUGAAUGUACGAUACAUGAAAAGUAGUUAUGUUGCAAAUAACGUGAAACUCCAGACAUAUACAGCACCAAAAAAAUGUAAAAUCAUCGACAAAACCAUAAGUGUAUGUAAUUCAUGCACUGGCGAAAGAACACAUACUUUUGGUGCAAUCAGUAAGGAAAAUACUGAGAUCGGUGAACAUAUCGAUGAAAGCGCUGAAGACAAUGAGGUUUUAGAUCUGUGUGUUCGGAUUCCGCCUAGUAAGUACCAGAUGCUGGCUGAGAGAUUGUACAGGGAUAUAAAGGAUAUGGAAUUGCAUGAUGUGUUUAUGAAUGAUGCUUUGAAGGACCAAAUGUUUUGUAAAAUGUUUUGUGAGAAUGAAAUCUCAGCGAUAGAAAAAAAUCGCCUCCUCGUACUAGGUUGUUACGGUGGAGAUGUUGAGACAGUUCGAAUCUUACUUCAACAUGUUGACACGUCUUCAAUCAACAAGACAUCGCAGCACCACUAUAAUAGUGGUGUUUUAUGUAGACAGGUUCCGCCACUGACAGCAGCAUGUUUAUUUGGUCAUGUGUCUGUAGUAAAGGAGUUGAUAGGGAUAGGGGCUGAUGUCAAUAUAGAAGGUCAUUUUCAUACGCCUCUGACUGCAGCUUGUGUUAAUGGACAUUUGAGUGUUGUAAAGGAGUUGUGCAAAUUUGAAGCAGAUGUCAAUUUAGAAAGUGAACAUGUAACUCCAUUGAUAGCAGCAUGCAUAAGUGGUCAUGCUAGUGUUGUAAAAGAGUUAAUAAAUUUCAAAGCGGAAGUGAAUCCUAGACAAAAAAUGGUUGAAUGUAAAGUUACAAGAAAAUUUCUGUUUAAUUGUAGGGACAUGUGCAAUCCUUUGUAUAAAAAAAUUCAGAAAAUUGAAAAAUACGAAUCCCCUUUGGUAUUUGCUUGUAAGAUAGGAAACAUAGAAAUCGUCAGAGAGCUAUUAAAUGCAAAGUCCGUUGUUAAUCCAAACACAUUAUCCGAAACACCAUUGAUUGCAGCGUGUGCGAAUGGAUAUCUAAGUGUAGUAAGAAUAUUACUAGAAGAGGGUGCUGAUGUAAAUCUUAAUGGUAAAUAUAGACGUCUAUCGCUAGAUUAUUGUUUCUUAGAACAGAUAGGGAAGCCUCUGAAAGUGGAAUCUGGAGAACUGUAUCUUCGAGAAGAAACACCACUUACAGCUGCAUGUAUUCGGCAAGCGAACCUUAAAACUGACUGUAAGGAUGACGUUGUGUUCACAAAAACACCAGUCUGGGAUGUGAAAUUCGAAUGGGAGGAAAAAGAAAUAUUUAAAACCGAUAUUUUAAAACAUUUGCUUUGUGUAAGUCUUGAUUGUAAUCAAGAUAUCAAGAUAUGGAGAGAACCGGUCGUCAAACCGUUACUGUUCACAAUCAUUGAUCAUGAAUACAAUAAAUAUGACGAUCUAUUGGAAAACGUGAGUCUUCUACUGAAAGCUGGGGCAGAUACCAGCUUGAGGUUGAAGUACAGAGAAUAUAACUCUGCGGUGGAUAGAAUGGGUGUGUCCGCUUUAGAACGAUUAAGAAGAUUGAUACCUGAAAUUAAAGCAUCUCUUAGUAGGCAAAGACAUUUAAUUACUGAAAGUAAAGCACCUCAGCGUUGGCAGAGACGAUUAAUUGCUAAAAUUGAAGAAUCUCUGCGUAAAUCCCAAUAUGUGAUGAAAGAAAUGAAGAAAAAAAUUAGAAGAUAUUCUAUUUAA